UUUUUGCCGUUCAGUUUUAGUGAAAAAUUCGAUUAAAACCGACUGAAAAGGUGCUCCAAUAGCGAUGGGUUCAUCAAAAAAGCAUAAGAAGGAAUCGAAGAAACAUAAACGCCGUUCGCGGAGCCGAUCUCCGCAAGAGAAGCGCAGUCGUUCGUUCUCCGGGGAAGAUGAGGUGGUGGAGGAAUACCCGGAACGCUAUAGGAAGGAAUCGACCACUACUGGCGAGAAGAGUCAUCGGCACAAGAAGCACAAGAAAGAGAGGAGUGAACACAAACAGUCCCAACGGCGGACCAAGCCGUCGGCGUCGAAUCGAUACGAGGAGGGCAAUGGCCAGGAAAGUGGAAACAGCAGUCGGCACAGGCGGGAACGCGAGCGGGAGUAUGUCGAGGUGGCCGAGGACAGCGAUAGUUCCGAUUGCAUAGAGGUCCCGGUGGACGAUGAUAUUCCACCGCCUCCGCCUCCGAUUACCCGAAGAGUUCCGUCACCAGAACCGGAACGCAGAUCCCCGUCGCCACCACCACGGGUGAUGGCGUCCCGUAGAAGGACACCGUCGCCACCAAGAAUCGUUAUAACUCGUAGACGUACACCAUCGCCGCCCAGAGUGGCCGUUUCUCGAAGACGUACACCUUCGCCACCCAGAGUGGCCGUUUCCCGAAGACGUACACCGUCGCCACCCAGAGUGGCCGUUUCCCGAAGACGUACACCGUCGCCUCCAAAGGUGGCUUUACCUCGUAGACGGUCACCUUCGCCACCAAGAGUGACUGUUCCUCGUAGACGAUCUCCAUCGCCUCCGCCGGCGCCACCGCCGAUUAAGAUUAGUCGCCGAAGGUCACCUACGCCUCCGCCACCUCCUUCGGUCCGUCAACGAUCGCCAUCGCCGGUUUCAGCGAACGGAGCGGGAGAUGUACUUUCGAUUGAGGAAACCAACAAACUGAGAGCGAAACUUGGGUUGAAACCGCUGGAAGUCGGUCCGUCUACAAUUCCGGAAGGCAGCUCUUCCCAGAGAGAUGAGGAUGCACCUAAGGAUGCCAAAACCGGGAAGAGCUACGAGAGAAUUAAGGAUGAUUUGGGAGAAUUCUAUCAUAAGCCAGCAUCGAGUUUGACGGCGAAGACGAAGGAGGAGAAGAUACGGGAGAAGCUGAAGGAGCGCAAGGAAAGACGAGCGAUUGAGGACAAGUUGAAAAAGGUUAAGACCCUCGGGGAGGAUGAAGAGAUGGAUGAUCUGAAGAGCUGGGCCAUCAAAACGAGGGACAAGCACCGUCUGAAGAAGGAGGCUGACCAGAGGGCAAAGUUGCUGGAUCAGCUGGACGAAGAAUUUGGGGUGGGAGAUUUAGUGGAUCAGGAGGUUCGUGAUUCGAGACGAGAGGCCUACAAAGAACGUGACUUGAGAGGAUUGAGGGUAGAGCAUGACGUGGAAGAGUUCCAAGAAGGUCGCCAGGUUAUUUUGACAUUGAAAGAUGCCGAUGUUUUGGAUGAGGAAGUUGGCGAUACGCUGGUCAACGUAAAUAUGAUCGAUGACGAACGCUACAAGAAGAAUGUUGAAAAAAGAAAGCAGAAACCCAAUCAAUACGGAUACGAUGUGUAUAACCAGGAUGAUGUGGAUGAGUUUGGCUUUCCGAAGGAGAGAGACGUUCUUGGAAAAUACGACGAAGAGAUCGGUGGAUCGAAAAAGUCCAGCUUCACGAUCGGUUCCAAUGCGGAACAUGACGCUUCGGAGAAACGAAGGCAGCUGGAAAUCAGAGCCAAACUGCAGAACAAAAAGUUAGACUCGUUGGAUAUUGUUCCGCUGACGCUGGCUUCGGAAUAUUACAACGAAAUUGAACUGGCCUCGUUUAAAAAGCCAAAGAAGAAAGUCCGUAAGAUCCGCCAAAAGUUGCGCCCAGACGAUCUUCUGGCAGCCGUUCCGGAAUCAUCAUCCAGCCAGGAUCUAGGAUCAAGGUCCGCUCGACGUUCUGCACCGACUGCCACCGAGACAGAAUUACAAUUCCGGAUCAGAAGACAAGACCUCAUCGUGACCGAUGACACCCCCUUUCUCCAGGAGGAUCUAACCAACGUAACUGUCGAAGAAGACGACGAAGAUCUGCAGGCGGUCCUUUCGAGAACCCGUCGGCUCAAACAGAAGGAAGCCCUCAUCUCGAAAGCACUUCCGUUCGAUCCUAAUCAGAUCAAGAAAGAGAUCAAACCGGAAAUGGAAUCCGACGAGGAAAACUCCAGCUACGACACGCGAACCCGAGAUGGUGCCAUUCUGCUGAAUGCAACGGCCGAAUUCUGCCGAACCCUCGGUGACAUUCCAACCUACGGCUUGGCCGGAAAUCGCGAGGAAGACGUAAACGAGAUGAUGGACUUCGAACAGCACAGCGAUAAGGAGCAGGACGAGCUGGAAGAUCGCGCUGCUGGAACGUGGAACUCAGUCAACACCGAACAGGAACAGGAAGAACUGGGCACCUCUGCCGUCCUCGUGGAUGACGUUGCCAUCUUGGAUGAAGAACCGGACGUGGCUUCCAGCGUGGCGGGUGCUUUGCAGCUAGCCCAAUCCAAGGGUUAUCUGGAGAAGGAAGAAUCCAACCGUCCAUCGAACGCUCGGUUCGCUCAUCUUCAAGCGCAGAACUAUUCAAUUGAGGACAAAAACUACGGCGACGAUGACAAGUACUCGCGCCGGGAUCGGUUCAGCGGACCGAUCAUGGACUUCAAGGAGAGGGAAACUUUCAAACCAAAUGUGAAGCUGGAGUACAUCGACGACAAUGGGCAUCUGCUGACACCGAAGGAAGCGUUCCGCUAUCUGUCGCACAAGUUCCACGGCAAGGGACCCGGCAAGAACAAGGUCGAGAAGCGGUUGAAGAAGAACGAACAGGAAGGGCUGAUGAAGAAGAUGAGCUCGACGGAUACCCCGCUGGGAACUUUGAAUAUGCUGCAGCUGAAGCAGAAGGAAACCCAGUCGGCGUUCGUGGUGCUCAGUGGCAGUAAACAGAACACCAGCAUUGUGAAGCAUAAACGUUAGGGGCCGCCGCUUGUCGCCUCCUAAAGGAGGACAGUAA
This is a messenger RNA of Ochlerotatus camptorhynchus, 3035 nucleotides long. Its product is annotated as U4/U6.U5 tri-snRNP-associated protein 1. Lineage: Eukaryota; Metazoa; Arthropoda; Insecta; Diptera; Culicidae. The record is from RefSeq and is a predicted model, not a curated record. Gene Ontology annotation, biological process: maturation of 5S rRNA; mRNA cis splicing, via spliceosome. Bases 65 to 2998 code for a protein of 977 amino acids. Gene Ontology annotation, cellular component: U4/U6 x U5 tri-snRNP complex. The transcript has 3 exons.